Botrytis fragariae is the source of this 1443-nucleotide messenger RNA. RefSeq lists its product as uncharacterized. The transcript has a single exon. Bases 1 to 1443 code for a protein of 480 amino acids. Lineage: Eukaryota; Fungi; Ascomycota; Leotiomycetes; Helotiales; Sclerotiniaceae. The record is from RefSeq and is a predicted model, not a curated record. Gene Ontology annotation, molecular function: nucleic acid binding; zinc ion binding.
AUGAAUCCAAACUCGAGAGGCUACUACCCACCUGGGUAUGGACCUCCGAAUCCAAAUCCCUACGCAAACCCAAACGCACCAGUAUAUGACUACUCAUCCGGUCAAUACUAUUACCCGCAACCACAACCUUGGACGACUCCAAAUCCUAACGGAGGAUGGCAGUCACAAGGCUAUCAACAACCUUACGGCACACCAGAUCCUAACGGAGUAUGGCAGCCACAAGGCCCCCAACCGCUAAAUCGCGACCAGCAAAGAGCUGCAGCACGGAAAGUUUUACUUCAGUGCGGCAAUUGCUCUCGCAUAGGUCAUGAGCUGAAGAGAUGUGUUGGUCCAGUUAGUGGUUUUGGUGUUAUCGAUGGAUGUCCAAUGUGCAACACAACGGACCACGUUCUUUUUGAAUGUGUCCAGAACUGGAAAUCCGAGGGUAAUCAACGCCACUUACUGAUGCUCGGUCGAAAUCAGAAAGCUAUGAUAUCAUGGCCAUCUGAAUUAACUGAACAUCCAGGUUGGAAGGCCAUAUCCGCCGACACCAGACCAAAAAUCUGGACACCAUCUUUCGCACUGCAGUACCAAUUGAGAAAUCCACAUUAUUGGAGAGACUAUGUCUACGCAGGAACAUGGCAGGAAGAUCCACCAAUUGCAGAAGACCCAGCCUGGGGAAAUCCUUCUCUCGUGAUUAAUCUUAAAGAUGGAUCCGAGAGAGGAUUGACCCGCAAUGCAAGCGGUUUCGGUCGUCGACCACAAUCACAACUUCCUCCGCCAUCGGCACAAUAUUUUCCUCCUCCGAUGAUGCCGCAAUUUCCAUCAUAUCCACCACCACCACCACCACCACCGCCGCCGCCGCCGCCAAGAUCAGCACCCGCCUCAUCACCUGAUACAUUUACAGUUACAGGAGUUGAGGGCCUUACCAAAUUCGCCCAGAAUUUGUUCAAUAUUGCUCCCGCUGGUGGUAAGAAUGGUCGUGGUAGAAAGAAAAACGCCAGCAAGGCUGCAUCCAACGCCAUAGUCAGAGAUCGAAGUCAAAGCCCUAAAGCUCAGACUGAGACUGAAACUUACCGCGAAAGAUCGCCUCUCCCCACAUCCGGUGUCAAAUUGGCAGAUCGCAUGUCUUAUCCUAAACUCAAUUCCAGUUGGGUGAAGGCUGAUGACGACGGCGAUUCCUCUGACAAUGACGUGAAACCUUUGUUGAAAGUUGAAGAUGUGCUCUCUAACUUUGAUGAUGCUAUGGGAGAUGCAGCAUCGGCAGCAAAAGCGGCUAGGAAAACGAUUCUCAAUCGUAAAACUCGGGCGAGAGCGAAAGCCAGGCGCUAUGCAGCCAAAGCCAAAGAAGACGCUGAUGCCGCCGAUGCCGAUGCUGCCACCGCCGCCGAACAAGCCAACGUCAACCAAGACACCGAAGCCGAAGCAGUCAGAGAGGUCAGCUUGAGCGCAAGAAGAAUGUGA